Molecule: messenger RNA, 7392 nt
Organism: Metschnikowia bicuspidata var. bicuspidata NRRL YB-4993
Lineage: Eukaryota; Fungi; Ascomycota; Pichiomycetes; Serinales; Metschnikowiaceae
Gene: TOR1
Product: phosphatidylinositol kinase-related protein kinase
Exons: 1
Coding region: 1-7392 (2463 amino acids)
Biological process (GO): protein phosphorylation; TOR signaling; negative regulation of macroautophagy
Cellular component (GO): TORC1 complex; nucleus; TORC2 complex
Molecular function (GO): protein serine/threonine kinase activity; protein-containing complex binding; protein binding
Source: RefSeq, a predicted model, not a curated record
AUGACAUCUUCGCAGCUGCAGAUUGUAGAUGGUGUGGCGUUGAGCCACAUCUUCAUAGGGCUUAAGCUGACCAUGGAGGACGAAAGGACCAAAUGUGCCAUUGAGCUUAGAAACUUCUUGGCCAGCAUAGCCAGGGAUCUCACGCCAGAGCAGUUCAACCGAUACAACAACGAGAUCAACCGCACGAUUUUUGAUCUUUUGCAAAGUAAGGACACUGUACAGACAUUGGGCGGUAUAGCUGCACUCAAUGCCUUGAUUGAUUUUGACAGCGGAGUGGGCGAAGAAAACGCAACGAAAACAGCGAGAUUUUCCAACUAUUUGAGCUCCUUGAUUCUUUCAAACGAUAUUAACAUAAUGAAGCAAGCGACGAAAACGCUAGGCAAGUUGGCCACGCCGGGGGGAACUUUGACUGGCGAUUUUGUCGAUUUCGAAGCUAAGAAAGCAAUCGAGUGGCUCCAAAGUGAUAAUCGUCAGUAUGAAAAUCGCCGCCACGCUGCUAUUCUAAUUAUAACGGCCCUUGCGGAUAAUGCUCCCUUGUUGCUCCAAAGCUACGUCACACAGAUAUUAGAGCAUAUCUGGAUCCCACUCAGAGACCACAAGCUUAUCAUAAGGAAUGACUCUGCAAUCGCGCUACAGAAAUGUAUGUCUAUUAUUUACUCACGCGGAGUUGAGUCACGGCGUAAAUGGAUCCGUAUUUUGUUAGACCUGGCGUCGCCAAUUCUAAAUUCCUCAUCGCCAGACCAUCGCGACACAAAUAACGGCUCUGUUUCGUCUUACAGUCUCUCAUCGAGCUCAAAUUUACCAUCAAAUGAGUCUAUCCACGGUGCCCUCUUGGUGUAUCGUGAAUUGAUCAGAUACCACGAUGACCCGUAUAUCAAGUCCAUGUUCGAAUUGAUGUACGAAAAUGUCUCUCUUUAUAAAAACCACAAACUGUCAGUCAUCAGGCAAGAGCUCACCACAAUUUACUCCUUGCUAUGCAGGGUAGAUGUGGAUAUCUUUGUUGAAAAAUAUUUGCAUCGAACAUUAUACUUUUACUUGUCUCAAUUAAAAAAGUACAAGAAUCAAAACAGUGAUUUUGUGAAGGCAGAAAAAAGUGCGAUCUUAGAAAGUAUUGGGUUGAUUGCAUUGGAAGUUGGCAAUCAAAUGGCAACCUAUCUUGAUGCCAUUUUGGACAAUAUCAGAGACGGGCUUGCGCAUCCAGCAAACUCUGGGGUCCAACAAAUUCUUGCAAACGCAAUUUCAACAGGAGAUACGUCAUCUACAGGUAUUAAGUCACAAACUGUAUCGCUGCUGAUAUCUUCUAAGAAUAGAGCUAUUCGAAAAGAUAUUGAGCCAGCAAUAUUUGACUGCAUUGGCAAACUUUCAAUGGCAGUGGGGCCGGCUUUAACAAAACACUUACAAAGAGACAUUUUAGACAUGAUGUUUACCAGCUGCUCUCUUUCAAAAGCAAUGCAAGAUGUUUUGCAAACUUUGAUAAAGACUAUUCCUCCGCUCACUCCAACUAUCAACAUGAAGCUUCUUAACUUGUUGAGUUUGGUUCUCUCUGGAAAGACUUUUCAGCCUCCGGGCUCGCCAUAUGGGUCCAUAAAGAUAAAUGAGUCUUCUGCGCGUGACUACCGACUCAUAAUGAUCUCAAGAGAUACAGGUCUCAGCGUAAGCAAUAUCUUGAACAACGCUGCGUCAUACGCAAGUUACGAUGACGCGAUCGUUGUCCAAGCUUUAAAGAUGGUUUCUUUUUUCGAGUUCGAAAACUAUCAGCUUAACGAAUUUGUGAGAUAUUGUAUCGUCACUUAUUUAGACAGCAACAGCCCCAAAGUCAGAAAAUCUGCAGUAUCUACAUCAUGCAAGAUUUUCACUAAGGAUCCGAUAUGUCAUCAAACGAGCGUCAAUGCAUUAAGUGCCGUCAAUGAGGUUGUGGACAAGAUCUUGUCAAUUGCCAUUACUGACCCCGUCCCUGAAAUUCGCCUCGAGUCUCUCAACAGUCUAGGCGAGGCCAGCAAUUUUGAUCCUCAAUUAUCCCAAGCUGAAAAUGUUAAACACUUAUUUGUGGCUCUUAAUGACGAGAACUUUGAGAUAAGAAAAAUUGCUAUAAAGAUUUUGGGUCGUUUGUCCACAAUAAACCCGGCAUACAUUGUUCCAUCUUUAAGAAAAACCUUGAUACAAUUGUUGUCGAGAUUGCAAUACGCGAACACAAGCCGAAAGAAAGAGGAAACCGCUACAAUUCUCGCUCUAUUGAUUGGAAAUUCAACGGAACUAUCUCGGCCGUACAUUAAACCUAUUGUUGAGACCUUACUUCCGAAAGCCAAAGAUGCUAGCUCGUCUGUGGCAGCCAGUGCAAUCAAUUGUUUAGGUGAGGCUGCAAUAGUGGCAGGUGAGGAUAUGAAGCCAUUUUUACCAGAUCUUAUGCCACUAAUUUUGGACACCUUUCAAGAUCAAAGCUCUUCAUUCAAGCGCGACGCAGCUUUAAAGGCAUUGGGCCAAAUUGCAAGCUCACUGGGUUAUGUCAUACAGCCUCUUCUCGAUUAUCCUCAAUUAUUGGGAAUGCUCGUUGGUAUCUUAAAGCUGGAGACUUCUCCUCAUAUCAGACGUGAAACAGUCAGACUAUUAGGAAUACUAGGUGCAUUGGACCCGUACAAGCAUCGUGAGGUGGAGCAAACUUCGCAAAAAAUUCCUGAUGAGCAAAAUGCACCCCCGGUUGAUAUUGCGCUUCUUAUGCAAGGUAUGUCUCCUUCCAAUGAGGAGUAUUAUCCCACAGUUGCCAUCAACAAUCUCAUGAAAAUACUCAAGGACCUGUCGUUGAGCUCGCAUCAUAACAAGGUCAUUCAAGCGGUGAUGUACAUCUUUCAAACGUUAGGCUUGCGUUGUGUUUCAUUCCUUCCACAGAUUAUUCCUGGUAUGAUCAAGGUAAUGCAUAGUUGUCCUCCUAGCAUGCUCAAAUUCUAUUUGCAGCAGUUGGGUGCUCUUAUUUUGAUUGUCAAACAACACAUUCGACCAUUUUUACCCAGCAUUUUCGAAAUUAUCAAAGAGUUUUUCAAUACUUCCACACACCUCAACAUCAAAGUCAUAAUCACUCAUUUGAUCGAAUCCAUAUCAAGAGCGUUGGAAGGCGAAUUCAAGAUGUACCUCUCUGAAAUAUUGCCCCUCUUACUUGAUUUGAUCGAAGAUGAUAAGUCUGCCGAAAGAGAACCAUCCAUUCAUGUUUUGAGAAGUUUUGUUGUGUUUGGAAAUACCAUAGAAGAGUAUGAUCAUGUGAUUGUACCCACUAUAAUCAAAAUGUUUGAAAUCGGACCUGUUCUGUUGAGAAAAUAUGCAAUUGAAACAGUGGGAAAACUUGCCAAAAACAUAUCGCUAAACGAUAUGUCAUCUAGGAUUAUUCAUCCCUUAUUGCGAGUGUUGAGACAAGAUAACGAAGAACUCUCACAUGCUGCUAUGAAUACUUUUUGUUGUUUGGCCUUAAGUAUGGGUCAGGAAUUUGUCAUCUUUAUUCCAGUGGUGAAGAAAGUUCUCAUUCGACAAAAGUUGCAUUCCGCAUUAUUCGACCAAUUGGUUUCGAAACUUUUGAAUGGUGACCCUCCACCAACAAAUCUCAAUAUUUACAAUGACUACGAUAUGCACAUAAACCAUUUUGAUGUUCCAGAUAUUGAUAUGCCUUCAAAAAAAUUGCCUGUCAAUCAGACAGCUUUGAAAGCUGCUUGGGAUUCAUCUCAAAGAAAUAAUACUAGAGAAGAUUGGCAGGAGUGGAUUGCACGGUUGAGUAAGGAAUUACUUAAACAAAGCCCAUCACAUGCAAUUAGAGCUUGCGCUGGUCUUGCCUCUGAUUAUCAUCCGCUUGCUAAAGACUUAUUCAAUUCAAGUUUUGCAUCCUGCUGGAGCGAGUUAUACUCACAACAUCAGGAAGAGCUUAUCGAGUCUCUAUGCAUCGCUUUGUCGGCACCAAAUAACCCCCCUGAGAUCCAUCAAAUCUUAUUGAAUUUAGCAGAAUUCAUGGAGCACGAUGACAAGUCGUUGCCAAUUGCCAUCACUACCUUGGGCCAAUAUGCACAGAGAUGUCAUGCGUACGCUAAAGCAUUGCACUACAAAGAGUUGGAAUUUUAUGAAGAGCCUACGACCCCAACUAUUGAAGCCUUGAUCAGCAUAAAUAACCAAUUACAGCAGUCGGACGCGGCAGUUGGUAUUUUGAAGCAUGCUCAAUUGCAUCAUGACCUCCAGCUCAAGGAAACAUGGCAUGAGAAGUUACAAAGAUGGGAAGAUGCCUUGAAAGCGUACAAUGAAAGAGAAAAACUUGAGCCUGAUAACAUUGAAGUUGUGAUGGGUAAAAUGAGGUCCUUGCAUGCAUUAGGGGAAUGGGAACAAUUGUCUGAAUUGGCUCAGAACAAGUGGAGUUCUUCAUCAAGCGAUAUAAAGCGUAAUGUUGCGCCUUUGGCAGCAGCAGCAGCUUGGGGAUUAGGACAAUGGGAUAGAAUGGAUGCCUAUAUUCAGGUGAUGAAACUGGAAUCACCAGAUAAAGCUUUUUUCAGUGCAAUUUUGAGUCUUCAUCGGAACAAUUUUGAGGAAGCAUCCAACCAUAUUCUUAAUGCGCGGGACUUGCUUGUUACAGAAAUCACAGCUUUAGUCAGUGAGAGCUACAACAGGGCAUACGGCGUCGUCGUACGAGUUCAGAUGUUGGCUGAGUUGGAAGAGAUCAUUAAAUAUAAAUGUUUGCCACAGGGAUCUGAAAAACGCGCUUUAAUGCGCAAAACCUGGAAUACUCGGCUUUUGGGCUGUCAACGGAAUGUUGAUAUUUGGCAACGAAUGUUAAAGGUUAGAGCCCUUGUCAUCAAACCAAAACAGGACAUGGAAAUGUGGAUCAAGUUUGCCAAUCUUUGUCGCAAGUCUGGGAGAUUCAAUCUUGCCGAAAAUUCACUUAAUAAUUUAUUGGAGGGCGGUGCAUCAGAUACAUCCUCAAGAGCCCCGCCUCAGGUGGUUUAUGCUCAGUUGAAAUACAUGUGGGCCAAAGGACAGGGGAAGGAGGCUUUGAGGCAUCUAGUGGAUUUUACAACGCGCAUGUCACAAGAUCUUGGCUUGAAUCCAAAUGAUUUAAUAACUCAGCCUGUUCCUAUUGAUGGUCCUGGCAUUCCAAAACAUGUGGAAGAAUACACCAAACUUCUUGCAAGAUGCUUUUUGAAACAAGGUGAAUGGCAAAUUGUUCUGAAUAGCAAUUGGCGCACCGAGACGUCUGAAAUUAUUCUCGGUGCUUUCCUUUUGGCUACACAUUUUGAUAGCAAAUGGUAUAAGGCAUGGCACAAUUGGGCUUUGGCAAAUUUCGAAGUCAUUUCUUUGUACUCGCUGGGAAAUGGAGCAAACUCCUCAAAUGUGUUGGAACAGAGCGAUCUUCGGGACAACCAGAUGCAGCAGCUGCAAAUGAUCUCUGUUGAAGUUGUACAGAGACAUGUAAUUCCUUCUAUUCAGGGAUUUUUCCACUCAAUUGCUUUAUCAAGCUCUAAUUCUUUGCAGGAUACAUUGCGUUUGCUUGCGUUAUGGUUCAAAUUUGGAGGUAUACCUGAAGCAGCUCAAGCAAUGACAGACGGCUUCAACAUGGUAAAAAUUGAUAAUUGGUUGCAAAUUGUGCCGCAAUUGAUCUCUCGUAUUCAUCAGCCGAAUCAAAUUGUCAGCAGAUCUUUACUUGGAUUACUUACCGACCUUGGUAAAGCACAUCCACAGGCUUUAGUUUACCCGUUGGCUGUGGCAGUCACAUCUGAGUCCGUGAGUAGAAAGAAGGCAGCUCUUUCCAUCAUCGACAAAAUGAGAGCCCAUUCAGCAACUUUGGUGGAGCAGUCAGAACUUGUCAGUCAUGAGCUUAUUCGUGUCGCUGUAUUGUGGCUAGAACAAUGGUAUGAAGGACUAGAAGACGCCCUGCGUUUGUUUUUUGGUGAGCACAACACCGAGAAAAUGUUCGAGGUUCUUGAACCUCUCCACAAAAUGCUUGAAAAGGGACCCGAAACAAUGAGGGAGGCGUCUUUUAACAAUGCAUUUGGAAGGGAGUUGGCGGAUGCUUACGAAUGGGUUUUAAAUUACCGUCGCACUAAAGAUAUUACGAAUUUGAACCAGGCUUGGGAUGUUUAUUACAACGUCUUCCGAAAAAUAAGCAGGCAAUUACCACAACUUCAAAGCUUGGAUUUGCUGUUUGUUUCUCCAAAAUUGGAGGAUGCUUACAAUUUGGAAUUGGCGGCCCCUGGAACAUACCAUGCUGGCAAACCCAUCAUCCGAAUCAUGAAGUUCGAGCCAACCUUCACGGUGAUUUCCUCCAAGCAAAGACCAAGAAAAUUGGUCUGUAAAGGCAGUGAUGGCAAAGACUACCAGUAUGUGUUAAAAGGACAUGAAGACAUCCGGCAGGAUAAUUUGGUUAUGCAAUUGUUUGGCUUGGUCAACACUCUUCUUGUCAAUGAUACAGAAUGCUUCAAACGUCAUUUGGACAUCCAACAGUUCCCGGCAAUUCCUCUCUCACCAAAGGUUGGUCUAUUGGGGUGGGUUCCGAAUAGUGAUACUUUUCAUGUGCUCAUAAGAGAGUACAGAGAAUCUAGAAAAAUUUUGCUCAACAUCGAACACAGGAUCAUGCUUCAAAUGGCCCCUGAUUAUGAUAUUCUAACGAUCUUACAAAAGGUCGAGGUUUUCACCGGAGCUUUGGAUAAUACUAGAGGUCAGGACUUGUAUAAGGUUCUUUGGCUUAAGUCCAAGUCUUCAGAGGCUUGGCUUGACAGAAGAACAACUUAUACCAGGUCAUUGGCUGUCAUGUCUAUGGUGGGCUACAUCUUAGGAUUAGGAGACAGACACCCCUCAAAUUUGAUGCUUGACCGAUUUACGGGCAAAGUUGUUCAUAUCGAUUUUGGUGACUGUUUCGAGGCAGCGAUCUUGCGUGAGAAGUAUCCAGAAAAAGUUCCGUUCAGACUCACAAGAAUGCUUAACUAUGCCAUGGAAGUCAGUGGUAUCGAAGGAUCGUUCCGUAUCACUUGUGAGCAUGUCAUGAGAGUCCUCAGAGCCAACAAAGAAUCCUUGAUGGCAAUUUUGGAGGCUUUUGCUUAUGACCCCUUGAUCAAUUGGGGGUUUGACUUUCCCCCAAAGGUGCUUGCAGAAGCAACCGGAAUUAAGAUCCAGCAGCACAAUACGAGCGAAUUGUUGAAAAAAGGUGAAAUCGACGAAGAGGAAGCUCAAAGACAGUACAAACAAAACGCCCUUGAGGUGAGAAAUGCAAGAGCUGCUCUUGUGCUCAAGAGAAUCACAGAUAAACUCACUGGAAAUGACAUCAAACGUUUGAAGGGUUUGGACAUACCUACUCAAGUCGACAAAUUGAUACAGCAAGCGACCAGUGUUGAAAAUCUCUGUCAGCACUAUAUCGGCUGGUGUUCAUUCUGGUAG